AUGACUGCUGAACUACAACAUCUUCGACGGGUGCCUAAGGCGAAUGGCUACCCGCGCAACCUGGUCAGCCGGCGCAUGCGUGAACGCGACGAGACGCACAAUUCCACCGGCCUCACAUUUUGGCGAGCCCUCCAGUACGUGAAGAAAGUCUCGGAAGCCGUCAACCGCCUUCUCAUACCAUUUGGAAUUAAAGUUGCACACAGGCCAAAGGCAACCACCAGUCAUGAUGCCGAAAUAUUCCCUGCCACGGCAGGACACAUACCGGGCCGUUUACCGGAUCUGGUGCAAUUGCGGACAACGCAACUAAGCCGGAGAAACUGGAAGAUUACGUCUGACGCGAAGGGACGAACAUGCGGCGCGGCCUCAGUGCUGAGGAAAGACGCUAGCUACCAGAUCGCGACUCAUUCGACGGGACCCGAUCAAACCCCCAAGUUUGACAAGCGUGAAAUUACCGCAAGAGGUGACAACCGCGUGCGCCGUGAGCCGCUGCUUGAGUCAUGGUUCGCUGGCCCACAUGUACUUAACAAGCGCAAUGACCUUCCGCUGCUGUAUUCUGUGCUGCGAUUUUAUCUGGUCAAAGUAAUUAGCCAUGCCAGGAGGGUGCGAGCAGCAAACAGUUCCAGUGAGAAUGAGCCGAACUGGCGAAUGAUCGUCACGCCAAAAAUCAACAACGGUGGUGAAAUCACAGCCACUGAGGACGCGUUGUCAGACCGACAUGCAAUCAUCGCAUCAAACACAGCCCCAGAGAUGAGCGCGACUGCCGUUAAUUACUGUGGGUAUGCGGUUACCGGGCAACUGCGUCCUACAAAGGCUGCACCUCUUGUACCUCCAUUAACCUUUUCUGCGAACGUCUCUGUUGAUGGGUUCGCGUGA
Molecule: messenger RNA, 873 nt
Organism: Spirometra erinaceieuropaei
Lineage: Eukaryota; Metazoa; Platyhelminthes; Cestoda; Diphyllobothriidea; Diphyllobothriidae
Source: the annotation of a GenBank genome assembly